AUGGCCUGGUCAAAGUCAUUCAUUCUUUUGCUUGCUGCUUCAGGCAUUGCUAGUGUUCAGGCUGGACCUUGUAAGCCCCGUCGCUUGCCGACUUAUACUGUACCAUCUUACAGUGUACCAACAUAUCCUGUUUCCCAGUCUUCUACCACCAAGACUGGAACUCUCGUUUCUUCAACUACCACUGGUAGUUCUACUAGUUCCCGUGGCCCAACUUUGGACUCGAGCACUACGUCUUCCACUCAUUCCAAGACCUCUACUACUGAGCCUCCUAUCUCUAUCAGUACUGAAAAGUCUUCAACUACCUCUCAUGGAUCCUCCAUGAGCACCACAACUACACCAUGUAGCACAUCUUCCAUGCCUUCUGUAUACUCUGUCACUACCACAACCAACAGCCACAUCGCAACAUCCAAGGACACUUCAAGCAUCACUAAGGAAACCUCUACCACAACAGAGGGCAAAACUUCCACUCUUUCAACAACUACCAGUGCCUACAGCACAACCCAACAGACUUCUACUACAUCUACUCCAUGCUCCAGCAGCACUGGAACUUCUACACUCUCUACAACUUCCGGGGCUUCGUCCACGUCACAUACAGAAACCAAGACAUCUGAGACUACGAGCGUGACUACCGCUUCAUUCACUACAAAGUCUGAUUCAACAACGGAGUCGACUUCUUCGGACUUCCAUAGCAGCUCAUCUUCAAUGAGCACCACUGUCACACACGACACCACAGCUUCUUCAAGCACUACCUCCGAGACAUCUAAAGCAUCCUUAGCUACAAGUGAGGCUUCCUCCACUACAGAAAGCUCAUCUACAUAUGAGACAACAGAAUCUUCGGGAACUACUUCGCCUUGCUCAACUUCCGAUAGUUCAGUAUCAUCUGGAAGCUCUACAGCCCCUACUAGUGAGACUACAGCUUCCGAGUCUUCAGUUACCUCAGAGACAUCAACUUCUUCGGUGCCUUGCACAUCUUCGACGAUACCAUCUGAGUCUUCCGCCAGCUCAACAAGCGAAACAAGUAGUUCUGCUGUUUCAACUCCUACACCCUGGACAACCGCAACAGUGUCUUCCGAGACCUCUUCUGCUUGGACAUCAAGUGAAACUAGCACUUCUGCUACUUUAGCCUCGGAGUCUUCAAGUUCAACAACUUCUGGAGCUUCCUCCAGUACCACCCCAUGCGAGAGCUCUCCUUCUACUGUCUCCAGCACAAUAUCUCUUUACGAAUCUUCUAGCACUACAACACCUUGCGAAAGUACCACCACGCCUGGUUCAUCCACCACAUCUUAUGAGUCAUCAACAUCGUCACCAUGCUCAACUUCCACAGUUAGCUCCGAGUCUUCGUCAAGCUCAUCAACAUCUUCAUCUUCCACUACUCCAUGCACAACCCCAUCUCCUACAACGUUCUCAAGCCCAACCUCCACCAAGUGCUCGACAGCCACAUCUCCUCCCCCACGACCAACUUGCUUCCGCUACACUAUUCGUAAGGAUCCACCUCAGGCUGCUGACUGCGGCCACUCCGGUCAUCGUAAUGGAAAGAAAGCAAAGGUCCUUGGAUACGGCGACUCAGAUAGUGUGGAGGCAUGUGGAGAGAGCUGUGCCAAGUUUGAUGGCUGCAAAUCUGUCGUUUACGGUUACAGAGAGCAUGACUUGAACCAACCUUUCUGUGAAUUCGUUGAUGCGGUUCAAGGGCGUGAUGACGAGGAUGAUACCCCUUGGCAGUGGUACGACUUGUCUUGUUUCAACCCGGACUGUCUUCCUCCAAAUGAGUGUGGGUAUUAG
Molecule: messenger RNA, 1779 nt
Organism: Fusarium fujikuroi IMI 58289
Lineage: Eukaryota; Fungi; Ascomycota; Sordariomycetes; Hypocreales; Nectriaceae
Product: MUC1-Extracellular alpha-1,4-glucan glucosidase
Exons: 1
Coding region: 1-1779 (592 amino acids)
Source: RefSeq, a predicted model, not a curated record